AUGAUUCCAGCCUAUCGCCACUCAGUAUCUUCUGUGAUUCCUCUAGAUCUUAAUGAAGAUGAAAACCAUGUGAACUUCACUCCAACUCAUCAUGCCUACUCUUCUUUUUCUUCUCUAUCAUCUUCAAAUCAUGUUCCCUUCAACCCUCCAGAUCAAGAAGCGGGAUCACACUACUGGGAACCAACAAAGCACUUACCAAUUCAUCAAGAGGCUGAGAAGAUUAACCCUACCAUGGGAUCAUGGGAUCACUCGGUGGCAGAAAGUGAGCUCAAGGUGACAGUUUGGAAGAAAAAAGAGAGGAGUGAAGAUCAUGAAGCAGCUGCUGAGGAUGGUUCGGUGAAGUGGAUGACUUCAAAGAUGAGAAUGAUGCGGAAGAUGAUGACGAUGCCGGAUCAAACUGGUGCAUAUAUAGAAGAGAAUACUAUGCACAAGUUUGAAGAUCAGAAACAACCAUUGUCGCCGCUUGGAGCUGAUAACAGUAGCAGCAACAACUAUUCAAACCACAGUAAUAACACUGUUAGGGUUUGUGCUGAUUGCCACACCACCAAGACCCCUCUGUGGAGGAGUGGACCAAGAGGCCCCAAGUCACUAUGCAAUGCCUGUGGAAUUCGACAAAGGAAGGCGAGACGAGCCAUGGCAGCUGCGGCAUCGGGAAAUGGAAAAGUAAUUGUGGAAGCUGAGAAAUCUGUGAAGGGAAACAAGUUGCAGAAGAAAGAGAAGAAGACAAGAAUUGAGGGUGCACCACAGAUGAAAAAGAAGCGCAAGCAUGGAGUUGGAGCAAAGGCAUCUCAAAGCAGAAACAAAUUUGGUUUUGAGGAUUUGACAUUACGCCUAAGAAAGAGCUUGGCUAUGCAUCAAGUUUUCCCUCAGGACGAGAAGGAGGCUGCGAUCCUUCUCAUGGCUUUAUCUUAUGGCCUUGUUCAUGGAUGA
Molecule: messenger RNA, 930 nt
Organism: Sphenostylis stenocarpa
Lineage: Eukaryota; Viridiplantae; Streptophyta; Magnoliopsida; Fabales; Fabaceae
Source: the annotation of a GenBank genome assembly